Messenger RNA from Culicoides brevitarsis, 4161 nucleotides. It is a transcript of the gene wts, whose product is annotated as serine/threonine-protein kinase Warts. Gene Ontology annotation, biological process: peptidyl-serine phosphorylation; G1/S transition of mitotic cell cycle; hippo signaling. Gene Ontology annotation, molecular function: protein serine/threonine kinase activity; protein binding; ATP binding. The coding region runs from base 347 to 3694 and encodes 1115 amino acids. The transcript has 10 exons. The record is from RefSeq and is a predicted model, not a curated record. Lineage: Eukaryota; Metazoa; Arthropoda; Insecta; Diptera; Ceratopogonidae.
AAUAUAAUUUAAAACUAAAAUUAUUCGAAAUUCACUGCAAAAUUUGAGGAAUUUCCGCGAAAAAAUAUGAAAAUCGGAAAAAGUCGCGCGUGCCACACGUAAUUUUAUGCAAUCGAACUUUUGAAUUUUGAGUGAAAAAUAGAGAAAAAAAUGAUCAAAUAUGAAACAUAAAAGUGGAAAAUUUAAAAAGAAAGACUUUAAUUUUUAAACUUUAAUUUAAAAGUGAAUUAAAAUAUAACGUAAAAACUGCAUAAGAAUUAAUUUAUAAGAAAAAAAGCAGAAACAAAAAUUAAGGAUUUGUGUGAUAUCAGUUGUGAUAUGACACACUACUUGUCACCCAAACAAAAUGAGUUCAAUGGGCGGGAAUACGCCGCCAACGGCCAGAAACUCCGCCUACAACACAAAUGCAAUGGAAAAAAUCAAGAAUGAGCUACAGCCAUUUGCGAAUGUCGGAGCUGCGCAUCAGCAGCAGCAACAACAACAACAAAACCAGCAACAACAAAAUCAUCGAUUUCAGGAACUGCGACAGACCUUACUUGCAGCUGGAUUCCCAGAGGAAUUGGCAUUAAAAGCUCUCAAGGCGUCAAAUGGAAAUCCCGAAGAUGCAUUCAAUUAUCUGAAGAGCGGCAGGAACGGAGAGUACAUUCUCAAUGGGCAUGCAGGAAAAUUGCCGGGAUACGUGCCUCGACUGAUGCGCAAACAAAGUAUCGAACGCGAAGUCCCGCUAACGUCGAUGCAUUUGCCUCGUCAAAGUCCCGCAAUGGAUUCGGGCGCCGGAAGCUCCCGCUCCGACAGUCCGCAUCAGCAAUAUUCAACAAGUAAUCGUGCCAGCAGUGUUAGUCAAUAUUCUCCAUCGCCAUGUCCUUCGCAUUCGAGUUACAACGACGUAGUUCCGCCCACGCCUCCUCCUCGUUGCCCUUCGACGCCAUCAACGCCUCCGCCGCCCUUCCAAAUGGGUCACAUGCUAAAACGAAUGUCUCCCGCAACGGGUCCUUCGCGCCAAAUGCCAACGAUUCAAAGUCAGAGCCCCGCACGCGGAACAUCUCCCGUCGCGACAAAUUCCCGCCAACCCCCGAUCAUCGUGCAAAAUGGUCCGCAAGCACAACAGCAACUCAAUCAUGCCAUGCAAACACUUUCGAUGUACACAAAUGGCGGAAAUGUCGUCGAACCGCCUCCCCCGUACCCAAUUUUGCCGAAUAGCUCGGUAAAUGCGCCGCCAAGUUACAUCGCAUCGAUCCAAAAUCGUCAAUCGCCGACGCACUCAAGUCAGGAUUAUCGCAAAAGCCCAAGCAGCGGAAUUUAUUCGGGCACUUCGGCGGGUUCUCCGAGCCCCAUUACAGUAACGCAAAAUGUCGGACCGACACAUGUCUCGAUUUCGCGCCCAAUUGCCUUGCAACCGCAGCCCUUCAGUGCCAGACAAACGAAAACGCAACAACCGAUCAUCAUGCAUUCGGUAAAAUCGACGCAAGUGCAAAAACCUGUGCUGCAAACGGCAAUUGCUCCGCCCACUCCGAUCGUUUGUGUCUCGCCGCCCGUACUAACAAGCGCUGCGCCGCCCUCGUAUGCGACUUCUAUUCAGCAAAAGCAUCAGCAAUCCACGACACCGCCUUUGUUGCAACUCAAUUCGGCAAAAUCGUCGCCGUCGUCGAGUGUCACGCCCCCUUCGACGCCCAAUAACGUAACCACGCCCCUAACAACGUUCGCUGUGAGCGUCAAUAAUGCCGUUAAUGCGGCAAAUGCGGGAAAUACGUCGCCCGGUGCUCAUUUGACGAACGAUCCACCGCCAUACCCAACGAUUUUGAAUAUGCGGCAACGAAAUCUACCUCCGCCGCCCCCCUAUUCGACAGCAGGAAGCACGACCCCGAGCAACAACAGCAAUUACGCCUCUUCGAAUCAGUCGGAAACGAGCAGCAAUUACAGCAGCAAGUCCACAAAUAGCAAUAUGGCGAGUUUCAACAGUGUCAUUGCGAAUACAAAUCUUUCGACCACGCCCCCGUUGCCUCCCUCGAAUGUGCAUGGGGCAGGAACCUCAUCUGCGAACGUCGCCAAUAACAAUAACGGCACAAAUUCUCGCAUCAAUAGUCAUAAGGAAGGCAACAACAACAACAAUCAUCUCAAACCGACGAUGAAUGGCACGACAAAAAGUCAAAAUGCGACCUCGAGCAACAAUAAUAACAACAAUAACGUCGCUUCGUCAUCCUCUUGCAAAAAAGUCAAACUCCAAUCGCCGAUUCCCGAACGAAAACAUCUCUCAAAAGAGAAAGAAGAGGAAAAAUCCGAAUGUAAAGUCAAGCAUUACUCGCCCCAAGCCUACAAAUUCUUCAUGGAACAGCAUGUCGAGAACGUGAUGAAGUCCUAUAAGCAGCGAAACUUCCGACGAACGCAACUCGAACUCGAAAUGUCGAAAAUGAAGUUGCCUGAAGAGACGAAGGGUGAAAUGCGGAAGUUGUUGUUCCAGAAGGAAAGUAAUUAUAUUCGGCUUAAGAGAGCGAAAAUGGACAAAUCCAUGUUUGCGCAUAUCAAAAAGAUUGGCAAAGGCGCCUUUGGGGAAGUUAUUCUCGUGAGGAAGAUCGAUACGUCGAAUCAUCUGUACGCGAUGAAGACGCUAAGGAAGUCAGAUGUGCUCGAGAGGAAUCAAGUUGCGCACGUGAAAGCGGAACGGGAUAUUCUCGCGGAAGCCGAUAAUGAAUGGGUUGUCAAACUUUAUUAUAGUUUUCAGGAUAAGGAUAAUUUGUAUUUUGUUAUGGAUUAUAUACCGGGCGGUGAUUUAAUGUCACUUCUCAUCAAAAAGGGAAUCUUCGAAGAAAAUUUAGCCAGAUUUUACAUCGCUGAACUAACAUUAGCCAUAGAAAGUGUCCAUAAAAUGGGAUUUAUUCAUCGGGACAUCAAACCAGAUAAUAUUCUCAUUGACAAAAAGGGACACAUCAAGUUGACUGACUUUGGAUUAUGCACAGGAUUUAGAUGGACUCACGACUCUAAAUAUUAUCAAAAGAAUGGAGAGCACGCGCGACAAGAUUCCAUGGAAGCUUGGAGUAAAAGCGGACAUGAUCAUGCUCCAAUUCCGCCGCCAUUGGAAAGGAGGAAAUAUCGUGAUAAAACGCGUUCAAAAGCACACUCAAUCGUCGGUACGCCAAAUUACAUCGCUCCGGAGGUCCUUUUGCGCAGCGGUUACACGCAAUUGUGCGAUUGGUGGAGUGUCGGCGUCAUUUUGUACGAAAUGCUUGUUGGGCAACCUCCUUUCUUGGCAAAUACUGCCGAAGAAACACAAUAUAAGGUGAUUCAUUGGCGAUCAACUCUAAAGAUACCGCCACAGGCAAAACUCACGGAAGAAGCGUCAAAUCUCAUCAUCCGCCUUUGCUGUUCGGAGGACGAGCGUCUCGGCAAGCAAGUUGACGAAAUAAAAACGCAUCCGUUCCUCCGUCAAAUCGAUUGGUCGAAAGAUUUGCGCAGUCAGAAGGCGCCGUACGAACCAAAAAUCAAAUAUCCAACAGACACCUCGAACUUUGACGACAUCGAUCACGACGGCAUGAAAGACUCCUCGGACACGGAUCAUGCGUUCGAUGACCUCAUUGAGGGCGGAAAACCCUUCCAUCAUGGCUUCUUUGAAUUCACAUUUCGGCGAUUUUUCGACGAUGACAACAAAAUUUCGCUGGAUGUCGCCAACGACAAUCAAUCGGGAGCAAUUUAUGUGUAGUAGUCGAUCAUUUUUUUGGGUAUUUUACGCCAAACUGUGCCAAAAUUUUCAUUUUUCACGUGCAACGUUCAAAAAUAUUCGCUACACAAACACUUUAUUUCACAUAUUUUAUGCUGUUGAGAGAAAAAUUGAAGGUUUUUAAUGUCAAAUCAUCGUAAAGAUUAUUUUUACUGCGUUAUUUUACGUUACUAGUCACUUUUUUUUAAAGAAAAACAUUUCCGCAAAAAACGGAAAGUGAAAUUUCGCAUGAAUCUGCUGAUAAAAAAAUUAUUUUAUGAACAUAUAAAAGCAUUAUUGUUACAAAAUGCACUAAAAUCGAAUUUAUAUGAGACAAAAAAUAAAAAAAAAUAAUUAAAAAAGAAACUUUUGCCAUCUUUGGAUAAAAAAAAUGCAAGAUCAAGAUCAAAUGAUCAACAAAAAUGAAUAAAAAAAUAAAAAUACUGAAAAACCUCGAAAUUAGGAACAAA